Molecule: messenger RNA, 5049 nt
Organism: Thalassophryne amazonica
Lineage: Eukaryota; Metazoa; Chordata; Actinopteri; Batrachoidiformes; Batrachoididae
Product: aryl hydrocarbon receptor nuclear translocator-like protein 2
Exons: 17
Coding region: 230-2041 (603 amino acids)
Biological process (GO): regulation of transcription by RNA polymerase II
Cellular component (GO): transcription regulator complex; nucleus; aryl hydrocarbon receptor complex
Molecular function (GO): RNA polymerase II cis-regulatory region sequence-specific DNA binding; protein dimerization activity; DNA-binding transcription factor activity, RNA polymerase II-specific
Source: RefSeq, a predicted model, not a curated record
GAGGGAGGAGGCGAGCGGGAACUGUCUGUUCCUUUCCUCGUUUCCUGACGGACGUCAGUGUUCCGUCCUUUCACCUUCUCAUGUUUGUGCCCCCACCCGACCCGUUACUCCGCCUGCCGUUUAGAGAAUGAGGAUGAGGAGGAAGGAAAAAAAAUGAAGACAAUUAUACAACAGCUCCCUUUCAUUUGUACCCCAACCGGCGUCGAGUGCGACCGCGGCGCUCCGCAGCAUGUCGGCCGGCGGCAGCGACGCCACCGCGGGCGGGCCAGCAGAUGGUGCUGCAGAGGACGAGGGCCAAAGUCAGGCAGCCUCCUCGCUGCCAAGGAAACGGAAAGGAGACGCAGAGGAGGAGAGGCAAAGCCUCAGCUUUCACAUGGAGGAGGAGGACCUCUGCAGAUCUGAGAGGAAAGAUCAGCAAGUCAAAAUGAAGUGCUUCAGGGAGCCUCACCGUCAGAUCGAGAAGCGGCGGAGGCAUAAAAUGAACAACCUCAUUGACGAACUGUCUGCUAUGAUCCCGGCCUGCCAACCCAUGGACAAGAAACUUGACAAGCUCACUGUGCUGCGGAAGGCUGUGCAACACCUAAAGGCCCUCAAAGCUGGCAGGAGUCGCAGUGCCACAAAUGGCACCGUGUAUAGACCUUCCAUCCUGCCUGAUGAAGACCUCAGGCACAUUCUGCUCAGGGCUGCAGAUGGUUUCCUGUUAGUGGUGUGCUGUGAUAGGGCAAAAAUCCUCUUCAUCUCCGAGUCUGUCUGCAAGGUCCUCAACUUUAGCUCGUUGGAGCUGACUGGACAGAGCCUGUUUGAUUUCAUCCACCCCAAAGACAUCAGUAAGAUGAAAGAGCAGCUGUCCACUUCAGAGACACACCCCCAGCCACGCCUCAUCGAUGCCGCCACUGGGGUUCAGGUCCAGUCCGAAGUCCCCAUUAUGACGUCCCAUUUAUCCUCCGGAGCUCGAAGAACAUUCUUCUGCCGCAUGAAGCACAGCCCAGUUUCUGGCAUGCAUGACGACAAACACUCGCUCAUGGGCACUUGCAAAAAGAAAGACUCUUACAAAUACUGCACUCUGCACUGCAGCGGCUACUUGCGCAGUUGGCCAAGCAACCAACUGGAGUCCAAGAAGGAGAAGGAAAGCUUGAAUAUGACUUGCCUGGUGACGGUGUGCCGCGUCCACGCUCAUGUCUCCCACCAGCCUUCCAAAGACAACAUCAACGUCAAGCCCGCCGAGUUCGUCACCCGCUGUGCAAUCGACGGCAAGUUCACUUUUGUUGACCAACAAGCCACAACAUUCAUCGGUUACCUGCCGCAGGAAGUCCUCGGCACGUCGUGUUACGAGUAUUUCCACCAGGAUGACUUGCAGCAUCUCGCAGAGAAACAUAGACAAGUUCUUCGAAGCAAGGAGAAGAUUAAGACGCAGUGCUACAGGUUCAAAACAAAAUAUGGCUCUUAUGUUUUUCUCCAGAGUCAGUGGUUUAGUUUCACAAAUCCAUUUACCAAAGAAGUUGAGUUUAUCGUGUCACUAAACAGAGUUAUCACCAGGGGGCCUGCUCACACAAACUAUGAAGGAGGCAGCUCAGCAGCUCUUCAAGAAGAUACAAAGCAAAUACCUAUAAUUCCCGGCCUCUCCAGCAGCGUCGGCACAAUGAUCUAUGCAGGCAGCAUAGGAACCCAAAUUGCAAAUGAGCUCAUCGACUCUUAUAGGAUGAAUUCAUCUCCAACAGGCGGUGCUUCCAGUCCGUUUGGUUUGGCUCAGGCUAAAGGUCUGCAGGUUUCCCCGCACACCAGUAAAAGUGUGUCCAGCAGAGAGGAGGCAACAACCGAUUCUCAGUCCCAGUCUGAGUCGAGGAAAGCAGAGGGCGCCAGCAGUGCAGCAUCUGAAAACAGAGGCGAGCUGUCCCAGCUGGACCUGGACAGCGUGAUGAUGCCGAGUUUGAGCAGCUUCAGCAGCGACGAUGCAGCCUUGUCAGUCAUCAUGAGCCUGUUGGAGACGGAUGUUAAUGUGGAACAAACGGGCGACUUUGAGGAUUCAAACUGGCCUUUUUAGCCAGCAUGUAAAGCCGUAGCCCCUCCCCCUUUUUUUUUUAAAGUGCUCAUGUUGCCAGGACUGUUCAGUCAAUCGUCCUGUGAGUGAUCUGGUCUUGCACAUUCAAACCCACUGGAUUCCUACCAAACGAUGUCUGUUUUGAGCUUUUUAUAGUUAAAAAUUGGUUAAAUUGGUUUGAGCUCUCACAAUCCUGUUGGGACCACUGGCUCGCUCCCAAAGGACAACUUGAGUUGGAUCUUCCCUCUUUCUGGUGGUGAAUGAAUUAUUUCCGCCCUGAAGGUUUAUGGAGAGCUAAUCUACUUCAUACUGCUGGAUUAAUGACUUCAACUCAUACCAUUUCAAAACGUUUGUGAUCUGUGAUAAUGAUUUUCAUAUUUCUCAUAACACGAUCUCACUGGCCCGUUUUUGAUAGAUAUAGAUAGAAAAGUCAGAGGUUUAGGCCCCGCCCACAUCACCACCAUUGUUCUAAUUAAACGCCUUAUGCAGCCACAGUUGCAAGAAUAAAAAUUUAAAAGAAAUUAAGAUGAUUGUAACACGUGCAUAAUCUGAAAUUACUAAAUGGCUGCAGUUUACUAAUUUGUUCAUGCGGUUAACGAAAUUUUGCAGCCCCAAUGAUUGACGCCAUUAAUCCUGUGCUUUACCUUCUAAUCCCUGAGGAAAUAUUUUUCUCUCAAAUGGUGCGAUCGUCAAAAGUGAGUAAAGCACUGAGAGGCUGGAUUGUUUAAAAGGCUUCAAAACGAUAACAGUUGCAGAUAAAUAAAUUCCCACCUUGGCAUGCUGUGAUGCCACAGAUGUUGCUGUCGUGUGGAAUUUUUCAAUAUCAGAUUUCAGGGAAGUUUGAAGAAAUCUUCCUGAGCAGCAUAGGAAUGUGACAACAGCCUUAUUGUGAAAACGUAUUACUGUUGUAGUAUUAUAGUUUAUGUCAAGGAAAACAGCCAUACGAGUGGAAUUAUCUGCAUGUAGUUUCUGUUGUCAUCUGAAAUGUGUCGCUAAAGGACUGAACCCUCAUAGGCCUACACUGUGUUCACAUAUCACAUUGUGAAAGAAGCUCUGUCUGCUAAUCUACACUGAAUAUAUCACAACAACAGUGAAGAAAGAAUAUUUGAUAACUGCCUUUUUAAAAAUGUGGCGAGACAAGUAGUAUGAGCUGAUAAUUUGUCAUAAUAGUCCAUGGGUGAAUGUGAGGCAUCAUUGUAAAGUUCUUUGAGCUUCUCAUGCAGAUGGAAAAGUGCUAUAUAAAUGCAGUCCAUUUGUACAAAAAUGCAAGAUCCCAGAAUGAUAUCCAUGAAGGAUUACACAGGGAUCACACAAAAUUUAAAAACAUUCCAAUCAUGUUCCAUAAAGGUAUAGUUUGAACCAUAUAUGACAAAACAUAUGAAGCUAGGGGGUGAAAACAGCAAAAAAGGUGUCAAAGCUCAAUUUCAGUUUGUAUAUGGGUCAACAGUUAAAAGUUGCUCAGAUUUUGGUUAAAAAAAAAAGUAAGUGAUGCAAAGUAUUGGUUGAGUUAGCCUGAUUUUAAAAAGGAAUAGUUUUUUAUGUUGUUUUUUUAUAGUUUUGUUAUGGUUUUUAACUAUUCCAUUAUUUAAUCUUAUUUGCUCAACCAGUAAUAAGUGAAGUUGCUAUUUCAAAAGGUCAUUUGUGAUCAGUUUGACCUGGAAGGCAUAAGCCACCAAUGUUUUGAUAACGAGAUAGAAAAGGUCAAAGCAAAAAGUGAUGGAUAAUUUGAUUUAGGACAUGAUUUUGGACAGGACAGAUGAAAUUUGUGGAAAUGGAUGAUACAGGGAUGAGGUUGGAUGAUUUUCGGUGAUGGACAGUGGUGAAUUUAAGAGCAUUUUUGAAGAAACACGGAGAAGAAAGGAGCUGGUGGCACGGGCAUUCAAGAAAUGAACAUGGCAAUCUUGCUGGACAUGGAGCAAGUUGUCCAACAAAACCAGCCAGAUUAAGAAUUACUACUUAGGACCAAUGACGGGGAAACAAUACCAGACCCCAUGAAGAUUAACAAAGAAAAGUGGACGGAAGAGAAGGACGGAGUGUGGUGGUUAACUUCUAAACUUCUACAAUAUAUUCUUACUGUAAUUUAUUUGACUGAAGAAAACAGUUCUAAUAAUCUUCUAUAACAUCUUACCAGAUCAUUUCACGGAACAAUAUGUGAAAUUUGUCAAAAAACUGUGAUAGAACAUGUGGUUUCAAUCCUUGUCACAAGUGUAAACAAAUGUUGGCAUUUGUCUUUCCCACAAACAGUGAACUCUAUGUGCGCUAAGAUGCUCUGCUUUCAGUAAUUGUACAACUAGUUAACGCUAAAUUAGCUAAAAAUGGAAGUACAGACAGCCAACCUUUGAUACUUUAACAAUAUUUUAAUAUGCCACAGGUCUGAAGCCUGUAAAACAUCAUCAGUGUAUAUAAGAAUAAGAAAAAGUUUAUUAAUCUCGAAUGGCUUUUGUUGUCAUUUUUUGCUGUUUUUACCCCAUAAUUCCAUAACACAAUUUAUAGAUGGACCAAACUGUAUGGAAUCAUUAUGAUUAGAUAAAUAAUGUGGUACACCCCCACAUGAACUCUGGGAAGGUUACCAUACAUUUUGUGUAGGCUGUAGUAUACUGAGGCUGGAUUGCAAGUGUUGUUCAGUCACCUUGGGUAGUACCAACAGAUCACAUUUGGUUGAGCGACACAGGAUGACGUGAGUGCGUUUUGUUUUUAUCCUCAGUGUUCAACAUGUUAACUGUGUUCAUUACAUCACUGCUUCUUUUAAAUUGGUUCUUUUAAUUAUAACAUGAAUGUGUUGCCUUUGCCACGUGUUGUUUGUAACACGGUUCAUUUGGAAAUGACCGGUGUGGCGGUCUUUUAGGCUUUAAAAGCAACAGUUGUUGGUACAGGACAGUGUUUGCUGUUGUCAUCAGUGCCAUUUGAAAAUGAAAGUUUAAAUGCAGAAUAUUGAACACGGAGAGAAAAGUGUGUGAAAUUUGUGUGUGCAUAAUGCUGCUGUAACAAGAAAUGGAGAUUAAAGGUUUAAA